Molecule: messenger RNA, 1157 nt
Organism: Triticum aestivum (bread wheat)
Lineage: Eukaryota; Viridiplantae; Streptophyta; Magnoliopsida; Poales; Poaceae
Exons: 2
Coding region: 2-751 (249 amino acids)
Molecular function (GO): zinc ion binding; nucleic acid binding
Source: RefSeq, a predicted model, not a curated record
GAUGCAAGUCAGUAGGAUUUUCCAUGAAUUGAGGCAGAUCAAGCAAGAGCAGAAGACAGUGACUGAAUUUGCGGGAGAAAUCAAGAAACUCUAUAGAGACCUGGAGUCUUUUAGACCAUUUAAGGCACAUGAUCCCAGGGACGUACCCCUCCUUCGAGAGUGGUUUGAACCAUUGUUGGUUCAGACUUUUCUUGAUGGUCUGAACUCAGAGUUCAAUCUCCGUUCCCAACUCAUACAAGCCACAGCAGAUUGGCCUACAUUGGAUCAAGCCAUCUCAAGUAUACUUGAGGAAGAAACAUGGCUGGCCAAUCAGAUCACAACUUCACAAACAAAUGUUGAUAGCAGAGCUGCACUAUCUUCAGUUAAGCAAAUUCAGUCUCCUAGUACUUCAAGAAAUGAGCAAGCAAAUGCUACUAGAUUCGACUACACGAGAAAGCCUAAGAUGGUGUGUGACCACUGUAAAAAACCAGGCCAUUUGAAGAAGAGUUGUUUUAAUAUAGUUGGUUAUCCUCCUGGAUGGCAACCGAAACAAUUUAACAGAUUCACUAGUGGCGGUAGUAAUGCAAGAAGACCAGAUCGAGCUCAUCUUACUUUAUUUGGGGGAGAACGGUCUGCUGUAACAGCCCAAGCACUUGAAGAAUUUAAAGGCAAACUUAUGGCAAAUACUUCAGAAGGCCCUAUUGAAGCUACAUCUGAUGCUCAUUCUGGGAAAGGAUCUGAAGACAAGAAGAAAUCUUGGGACUGGAAUUGAGCACGACGGCCUCUACUACCUUACCAAUGCCUCGUCUCCAUCUCCAUAUGCCCUCAGUAUGAUGAAUAGCUUGACCACUGAUGAAUUUCUACUGAUGCAUUAUAGACUAGGGCAUCUGUCAUUCCAAGCCCUUGGUCGCAUGUUUCCAUCUCAAGUUAAAAAUUAUUGUAAGGAGAAGCUUUUGUGUGAUGUGUGUGAACUGGCUAAACACACAAGAACCAAUUAUCCUAGUAGUAAUGAGAGAAGUAAGAUACCUUUUGAUGUGGUGCAUUCGGAUGUAUGGGGUCCAUCAGUUGUAACUGCCCUCACAGGGGAUAGAUAUUAUGUGACCUUCAUUGAUGGUUUUAGUAGGUGCACAUGGCUGUACCUCCUAAAGCAUAAAUCUGAAGUUCUCCCUGCAUUCAAA